UAACAACUGCAAUUCUGACACUAUUAUUAAAUGGAUUAGAAGAAGUAAACCUUCCUGCCAUUUUUCCUGCUAAUAUAUUAGUUUUUACACCAUUAUUAAAGGUUGCUACUCCUAAUGAAUGA
Funneliformis geosporum is the source of this 122-nucleotide messenger RNA. The record is from the annotation of a GenBank genome assembly. NCBI's taxonomy places the organism in Eukaryota, Fungi, Glomeromycota, Glomeromycetes, Glomerales, Glomeraceae.